Candidula unifasciata is the source of this 1730-nucleotide messenger RNA. The record is from the annotation of a GenBank genome assembly. Lineage: Eukaryota; Metazoa; Mollusca; Gastropoda; Stylommatophora; Geomitridae.
GUCCAAUUGUGAGCUUUCUCAUGACAAAAUUCUGCUACAGGAAAAUAGCCUUGUGUGGAUCAGUUCUUGUAACAGUAGGACUUCUGGGCAUGCCAUUUCUUCCAUACAUUCCUACAAUGUGUCUCUUCUUUGGCGUACUCACAGGAUUUGGAAACUGCUGCACUUACAUCCCCUCUCACGUCCUGAGCGGACUGUACUACAACAAGUACCGCAGCAUAGCCACCGGCAUCUCCACCAGUGGCUCUGGCCUCGGCGCUGCCAUCAUGCCAGUGCUUGUUGGCUUCCUCAUCGACGUCUACAGCUGGAAGGGAUCUAUCAUCUUUGUAGCUGGUCUCAACCUGCAUUUGUUUAUUUUUGCUUCUUUGCUGCGAUAUCCGUCUGGUGACUUUUUUCAAGAGCUACACCGGCGUGAGUACAGGGCAAAAGAAAUCAUCGUGGGAAACCAGGAUGAAACAAAGUGCCUCGUAACUCCAAAGAAAACACGAAAUGAAAAAGCAACAUUAAUCGCCUCAAAUCCAGAAAAUGACAGCCCGAUUAUUAAUAAAGUUGGACUUAAAGACAGACCAAAGAGUUUUACAAACAAUGCUAAUUGUGAACUUGAUGCCAAUUACGAUAAUUUUGGAGUGAAUUUAGAAGAGCUGGACUUCAUUGACAAGUUGAGUUUGAGAACUAACAAAAAUUCUAUAGAUAAUUUUUCGGAGCGUCUUAUUACGUCUCAUGGUCCAAUGAUGAUAAGUAUACAAGACGCGGAUGAAGAGGCUCCAGAACCAGAUAUCCCAGACGGUCCCCAAACUCACAGUGUUGUCGUGCUCGAUGAAGACGGUGCGAAAACCUAUGACGUGAAGCUGCGACAGAAAAAGCCAAAUCUACAAGUGAGACAUAAACACGUCAACGAUAAGAUUUCGCAGGAAAAACAGAGGAUCAGUUUUCUUGAUGUUUUGCAUCAAAACUCACUGUCCUCACAUUCACUAUUUGCGGUCGGUUCUAGAGGAUCACAUGUUAUUUUAAUCGACACUUUCCAGCAACUCUGUGAUCUUCAGCGUUCAUUGUCUGUCAAAGAAGAUGAUAUCGUGUCAAUUAUACCGCUUUCUUCAAGACAUUUCUACAUUUUCACUAACUACGAAUUUGAUAUCUAUUUUUUGAGCAACAUUAUGUGGAAUGCUGGCUAUGCUAUUAUUCAAUCAUUUGCCCCGGAAUUUCUUCAAGACAAAGGACUCACUCUUAUGGAGGCUGCGUGGUUAAGUGGGUGUUUUGGAUUCGCUAGUUUCGUGGGCGGAAUAUUCGGUGGGGCUAUUGGAAAUGUAGAAAAAAUGAACCGGCAAGGAAUAUAUACGAUGGCGACCAUAACCAUGGGCGUCGCCACGGUUGUUUUCCCUAUGUACAAACAGUUUAUUAUUUACAUAGCAUUGCUUAUCAUUAGUGGCCUUGCAUUCGGCGUCAUACUAGGCCUUCUGAUAGUGGUUCUUACUGAUCUAGUGGGUGUCGAAAGCCUGGGCAAUGGACUUGGAUAUCUAAUGCUGUCUAAUGGUUUAGGAACAUUCGUUGGACCUCCAGUAGCAAGUUUGUUGAAAGAAGUCACCGGAGGAUUUGAAAUGGGCAUACAGCUAGCAGGAGCUCUGUGUAUCCUGGGGGGUCUGAUCAUGUUGUUGAUGCCAUGUCGACGUUACUGUCUGACCAGGUGCUUGACCGUACCAGAGAAGCAACAGAACUUUAAAAUGGCUGUGCUCUAA